Molecule: messenger RNA, 1339 nt
Organism: Calypte anna (Anna's hummingbird)
Lineage: Eukaryota; Metazoa; Chordata; Aves; Apodiformes; Trochilidae
Gene: CTHRC1
Product: collagen triple helix repeat containing 1
Source: RefSeq, a predicted model, not a curated record
AUGGGUUCCCGCUGUGGCGUUACGCGAUUCCUUGGCAAAACAGCUCUUUCAUCUGAAAGGUGUUAUCAUCUGCAGAGCAAAUUCUUGAAGACUUGGAAGGGGGCUGUUAGGUGCGACCCGUCAGUGCCCCUCCGCCCUUCCCCCGCAUCUCUCCCGCCGCUCUGCCGGGGCUGCUGUACGCCGGGGAGAGCUCGGCGGGGCUUGGCCCGAGGGGGCGGGAGCCCCCCCGCCCCCGUGCCAAUGGCUGCGGGGGGAUGGCUCUGCCUGGACCUUCCCGCUCCAUUACAGGAUGGAAAUUACCGGCCUCCCCGGGGAGGGAGCUCGGCUCCGCGCUCUGAAAGGCUCAUUUAUCCCCGCGCUGCCGCCUAGAGCGGCGGACACGGUCCCCCCGCGCCCCCGGCCCGCCCCGUGCCCCGCACCCCGACCGCGGGACCGUUCCGGCCGCUGCUGGCGCUGCUGCUGGCGCUGCUGCUGGCGGCCGCCCCGCCGCCCGGCGCCUCCGAGAACCCCAAGGGGAAGCAGAAGCCGCUUCGCCAGCGGGAGGUGGUGGACGUGUACAAUGGCAUGUGCUUGCAAGGCCCCAGUGGUGUUCCUGGACGGGAUGGAAACCCGGGAACCAACGGGAUCCCUGGCACGCCUGGAAUCCCAGGACGGGAUGGGCUGAAGGGGGAGAAGGGCGAGUGCAUGCGUGAGAGCAUUGAGGAGGCCUGGACACCUAACUUCAAGCAGUGCUCAUGGAGUGCCCUUAAUUACGGCAUCGAUCUCGGGAAGAUAGCAGAAUGUACAUUUACAAAGAUGCGCUCCAACAGUGCUCUCCGUGUUCUCUUCAGUGGGUCACUUCGGCUCAAAUGCAAAAAUGCUUGUUGUCAGCGCUGGUACUUCACUUUUAAUGGAGCAGAAUGUGCUGGGCCCCUUCCUAUUGAAGCCAUAAUAUAUUUAGAUCAAGGAAGCCCAGAGCUGAAUUCUACUAUUAAUAUACACCGAACUUCUUCAGUGGAAGGUCUGUGUGAAGGGAUCAGUGCAGGCUUGGUGGACAUUGCCAUCUGGGUCGGGACUUGCUCAGAUUAUCCACGGGGAGAUGCUUCUACUGGAUGGAAUUCAGUCUCCCGAAUCAUCAUUGAAGAACUACCAAAAUAACUUUCCCUCCAUUUUUAUAAUCACUCCCUAUUUUUUAUUUUGUACAAUUUUCUGCAGAAUUUAUUUCUGUAGCAUUGGAUGCAAGUAUUUGAUUGAAAGUUACCACACUUUUGCAUCUGUAGUCUUUGUCUAGCCUUUGCACAUUGAAGAGGUUUUUAUAAUAAUCAUUUUAGAAUAUAAGUAUCAAACCAAUUAAAACCAU